Messenger RNA from Sciurus carolinensis (gray squirrel), 3140 nucleotides. RefSeq names its product metaxin 2 (gene Mtx2). Gene Ontology annotation, biological process: mitochondrion organization. Lineage: Eukaryota; Metazoa; Chordata; Mammalia; Rodentia; Sciuridae. The record is from RefSeq and is a predicted model, not a curated record. Bases 202 to 993 code for a protein of 263 amino acids. Gene Ontology annotation, cellular component: SAM complex. The transcript has 10 exons.
GUCAGCUGCACCGGAAGUUCCUGACCACGUCUGGCGGUAACCUUGGGGGCCUCGCAGCAGCGGCUGCAGUUGCUGGGUGGGUUUAACGAGUCUGCGCCUCAGCUAGGUUAGGCUCGUUAGCUGCCAGAGCCGCGGAGUUGCCUGGGAGUUCGCUGACGGCCGCCGGGAGCAGGCACCCGGGCGCGGGGCUGCCCAGCCGACAUGUCUCUGGUGGCGGAAGCUUUCGUCUCCCAGAUCGCAGCUACAGAACCUUGGCCAGAAAAUGCUACAUUAUAUCAGCAACUGAAAGGAGAGCAAAUUUUGCUUUCUGACAAUGCAGCUUCUCUUGCUGUGCAGGCAUUUUUGCAAAUGUGUAAUCUGCCUGUCAAAGUGGUUUGUAGGGCAAAUGCAGAAUAUAUGUCUCCAUCUGGUAAAGUACCUUUUAUUCAUGUGGGAAAUCAAGUAGUCUCAGAACUUGGUCCAAUAGUUCAAUUUGUUAAAGCUAAGGGCCAUUCUCUUAGCGAUGGGUUGGAUGAAGUCCAAAAAGCGGAAAUGAAAGCUUACAUGGAAUUAGUCAACAAUAUGCUCUUGACUGCAGAGUUGUAUCUUCAGUGGUGUGAUGAAGCUACAGUAGGGGAGAUCACUCAUGCUAGGUAUGGAUCUCCUUACCCUUGGCCUCUGAAUCAUAUUUUGGCCUAUCAGAAACAAUGGGAAGUAAAACGUAAGAUGAAAGCCAUUGGAUGGGGUAACAAGACUCUGGACCAGGUCUUAGAAGAUGUAGACCAGUGCUGUCAGGCUCUUUCUCAAAGACUGGGAACACAACCAUAUUUCUUCAAUAAACAGCCUACUGAACUUGAUGCAUUGGUAUUUGGCCAUCUAUAUACCAUUCUUACCACACAGUUGACCAAUGAUGAACUGUCUGAGAAGGUCAAAAACUAUAGCAACCUCCUUGCUUUCUGUAGAAGAAUUGAACAGCACUAUUUUGAAGAUCGUGGUAAAGGCAGGCUGUCUUAGAGAUAUAUGUUCAUUUAGUUAUUAUUUUUUAAAAAAUCUAACUUUUGAAAUAUGUGUUACUUGACUGUUAUAAUAGGUAUUGGUAUCAGAAUUUUAAAACCAAAAUCAGUUUUUCGAAACCUUAAAACAAAUUAUAUGAUGUAUCCUGUACAUGUUCUUUAUACUGUUCUUUGUGUACACAUUAGUUUUGAAAUAUUUCAUUUGUCAUAUUGUACUCCACAUCUUGAAGUUUUUGUUUCCUUAUAAACAUAAAAAUAAAGCUUAAACAACUGUAUGGAUGUUAUAUUUACUUUCUUUUGAUCUUUCUGAAGCUACUCACUGGGCUUUAUACAUAUGGAAUAGUGUCUUCUACAGCAAGUAUUUGGUGUUACAUAUUCUGAGAUUACUUCACUAGAUACAUGAUGAAACUGAUCAUGUGAAAAAUUUUCUUAUCUUCACAUCCAAUUUGAAUUGAAUUAAAGAACAUUUCAUCACAGCAGCUAUGAUGUAAUUUCAUAAAAAAUGGAUUAAAGGACCUUAUUUCUUUUGAGACAAGAGGAUUUUAAUGCUCUUUUAUUCCUUUUUUGGAAAAGGAAGGGUAGUUUUCACAGAAGUAUUAGUGAGGAUUUAUAUAUAGACAGUAAGAAUUACAUGUUGUGCUUGCUCAAAUUUUGUGAUAUUUUGUUUUUGAUAAAACCAGUGAUGCUAAUAAAGAAUCAGAUGUAGGGCUGGGGUUGUGGCUCAGUGAUAGAGUGCUUGCCUACCAUGCAUGAGGCACUGGGCUCAAUCCCCAGCACCAUAUAAAAAAACUAAACAAAAUAAAUGUAUUGUGUCCAUCUACAACGAAAAGUAUUUUUUUAAAAAAGAAUCAGAUGUAAAAAAAAUGUUGUUAAAAAUGUCUAAAUAAUGGUACUGUCAUAUUUUCUUUUUUAUGUAUCAGGGAUUUUUGACUCAUUUAAUCCUUACAAAAACACUAUCAUGGUUACCCCCAGUUUACAAAUAAGGAAAUGGAGACACAGACAGGAUAAUACCUUGCCCAAAGAUACAGAAUUAGUAAGUGGUAGAAUUGGAAUUCAAACCCAGACAGUCUUAUAUCAAUUUGACCCUUUUUGCUUUUUUUUUUUUCUCUUAAAAUUAUAAAUUUAUACCAUAUCAAUUUCAAACCUCACAUAAACUUUGAGUACUCUUUGUGCACAGUAGUGCUAUUACUGUCUUUUCUGGAAUAAUUUUGUAAUGUGUAAUAUUAAAAAUCCCUUGUUAUCUGUGUUAUUGCACAAUUUUUAUAACUGGUCUUUGUUUAUAUGUUUUGCAUAUAAUGCAUUUCUUUUACUAUUGCCAUCACAUUCAUUUAAUUGAACCAAUAUUAUUUAUACCUUAGUAUGCAGAGUUUAGCUUUUUUUCCUUUGAGUUUUUUUGCAUAAUGAUACCACAUCAACAUGGGUUGUGAUAUUUUAAUCUUAAUAAUUACACUUGGGUAUUCUUAUUGUAAUAUGAGGAACAUUGGGAGACAUUGGCUUUUUAUUCCAAGGUAAGAUAUUUAUACUUAAUAUAUGUGGAUUACUCUCAGGGCUUAAUUUUUUCUAGUAUUAAAGUGAAUCACUGUCAAAAUCAAAUGCAUUAGAAAGUAGAAACUUUUAUAUCCCAUUUCGAUGAUUUAGUUUUUUGCCUUUGUCCUUUAAAUCCUUUAAGUCUAUAAAUCCAAGUAAUAGUAGCUAAAAAUUAUUAUUGAAAAGCCACUGUGGGACAAGAGUUCACUGUUGUUUUAUUGUCGAAGUACUUGUGUAUAUGUUGUACAUCUCAAAAUAAGUAGAAUGUUAAGGAUGUCAGUCUGAGAAAUUCACUUUGUUAAUGCUUUCUUGAUGAAUGGAUACUACGUAGUGUUUUUCUUACUCUCCUCUUGUAUAUCGUUGUCAUUUAAUGAUAUGACCAUUAUAGGAAGGCAUAUCAAAAUAUUACAUUCUAUAAAAUUUAUAUAAUUUUUUUGAACUUAUUAUAAUUUCUUGUUUUAAAGUAUUAUGGAUCUGGAGUGUACAGCUUAGUGAUAGAGCCCUUGUCUAGCAUGCAUAAGGACCUGUGUUUGAUGUCCAGCUUGAAAAAAAAAAAAAAAGUAUUAACCAGUUACUAGAAGCAACUAGAAGCUAUUUUGUGGCAUGUUAUAUCCAUUUAUA